UUGCUUUUUUCUUACAAUACUGAAAGCAUCCCAGACCGCGAUAUGAAGCUUCUCUCAGUUCAAGCACAGAUUUCUAUAAAUAUCUAUUUCUUUCCCGUUCUUCUGCCUGAAAGUGUGUCACAGCGAAAAGAUCUUUGGUGGAUACAAAAAGUUUGACUGCAAAGCACUGUAUCAAUCAUGAAAAAAUAGGAAUAUAAAAAUAAAAAAAUAAUAAAUAGAACCAAAAGGGAAACACAGAAAAAGAAGACGAGUGAUAAACAGCUGAUAGAGGAUAACUCUAAAUAAGGAAUAGAAUGUUAGACUUCAUUCCUUCGUCAUGUAUUCCCUACUUAGUAUUACUUCUGAAUUCCAUUGUUAUACAUAUUUUUCGAAAAAUAAUUCUGAGGUUUUCUCCUUUAAUCAUACAACUAUUAUUGGCAGAAAUAGUUACCACCCUAGAGCUCUGUGCUGGCUGUGCUGAAUUAGGGGUAAUAUAUGAAAUCCAUGGGUACUUAGGACUCGGUUUUGCAUUGCUCGCAGUCUGCCUUUGGUGGUGCGCCAUUUGGGGGAAUGCGGAAGCCUGCCCGAAUGGACCAUUGGAAGAGUGCAUAUUUGGAAAUGGUAUGAAUUUAGAUAUUGUCAAACAGCUUACAGGACAAGUGAUUGGUGGAGCUUUAACUACACUAUGGAUUAAUUAUAUCUGGUCUUUUCAUAUGACAGUUGAACAUGAGGCUUUGCACACAGCAGCUGAAUGUCAGGCCGGACUGCAGGUACCAAUGCUCUAUGGUGCGAUAAUAGAAGGACUAAUUACAUUAAUUAGCAGGACAGUAGCUCUUGAGUCCUCAUAUUGGAUCACAGAACUGACAAUAGGAGCAAAUGCCGUUGUCACAACUAUCCUUGUUUUAGCAGCAACCAGCACAACUGGUGGAUUUUUCAAUCCUGUAUUGGCGACUGCACUUACUUUAGGAUGUAAAGGCAACACUCUGACGGAACAUAUUGUGGUAUAUUGGAUUGGAUCGUUGUUAGGAGGUUUCAUUGGAAGGUUUUUAUAUGAAAAUCGACAUUGGGAUGAAAAAGUUAAAAUGUCCUAACUUUACUAGCCGUAAUCAACUCAUCAAGGAAUUUAGAAAAAAAUGUUAUACGGAGAUACAAAGAUAGAAAUUGUGUUAAAAUUUCUGCAAAACAAGUGCCAAAGAGUUUUUUAAAUCUUAUGCAUAUAUUCACUCCUUAUAUUAUAUUAAAAUUAAUAUUUUUGUCCUAAAUUUUAUUCAAUAUGCUGCAAAUUUCUAUUCAUCUUGGAAAUUCACAGAAUAAAUAUUUUAAGAAAUAUAAGUUAAA
Messenger RNA from Parasteatoda tepidariorum (common house spider), 1317 nucleotides. RefSeq names its product aquaporin (gene AQP). Gene Ontology annotation, cellular component: cytoplasm. NCBI's taxonomy places the organism in Eukaryota, Metazoa, Arthropoda, Arachnida, Araneae, Theridiidae. Gene Ontology annotation, molecular function: channel activity. The record is from RefSeq and is a predicted model, not a curated record.